GACUUGACAAGCUUGAAGGCUGAAGCAGAAGCACAGACCGAGCCUAUGGAAAUAGACUGGAAGGAAAAGCUCACGAGGGAAAGACAACAACUUGAAGACGUAAAGGAGGAGAUACAGAAGGAAAAAGAAGCCUUUGAGAGAAAGAAGGGCUUGACCAUGAAAGAAAGAGAUGAGUUUGAUCUGAUGAAGUCUGAAACACAGGGACAAUUGGAGGAAAUAGAACAAAACAAACAAGACAUUCGUGUGGAGAAGGAAAAGCUGGAUCAGAUCAAAGCUGAGUUCGAAAGACGGUCUGAAGACGUAAAUCAGGUCAUGGACGAGACAAGACGGGAGAGGGGGAAGGUUGAAGAACUGGCUAUCCAAACUCAACAACAAAGAGAAGAAAUGGUGGGUUUUAUGGAAAAGAACAAACAAAAGCAGAACGAACUGGAACUCAUGAAUGACAAGAUUGAAAGAGAGAAACAAGACAUUGAAGAAAGGCGGGAUGUGCUAACAAAGGAGAGAGAGGAGCUGGAACAAAUGAGGAGUGAGAUACAGCAACAGAGAGAGGAGACAGAAUCUCACAUGGAAGACCAAAGGAAAGAGAAAGAACAUUUGGAACAAAUGACGACGGACAUGAAAAAACAGUUGCUAGAGGUGGACAAUGACAAGGAAAUGAUAGAAAGCUCAAUGGGUGAACUGAGAGUGAAAGAGGCAGAAAUGGUGAGAGAAAAAGACAACAUGGAUAACAAGAUGGCUAGGCUCAAAGAGGAAGAGGAUAGAAUGCGGGAAGAAAUAGGAAAGAAGAUGGACAUCUUAAAGCAGGAAAGUUGUGAAGUCAAAAGACUUAGAGAUGAAAUUGACAGUGAAAAGGACCAGCUGAAUGCAAAAUUGCUUGAGUUGGAAAAAAUGCGUGAAGAACUAGAUAGAGAGAAGAAGGAAGUGAAAGACAGGAAGGAUGAAACACUGAAAGAGAAAGAUCAGUUGGAAGAGAGGCGAUGUAAGAUAAGUAAGGAGAAAGAGGAAUUGGAUAUCAGUCUUGAACUGAUGAAAAGACAAAGGGAAGACUUGACAAGCUUGAAGGCUGAAGCAGAAGCACAGACCGAGCCUAUGGAAAUAGACUGGAAGGAAAAGCUCACGAGGGAAAGACAACAACUUGAAGAUGUAAAGGAGGAGAUACAGAAGGAAAAAGAAGCCUUUGAGAGAAAGAAGGGAUUGACCAUGAAAGAAAGAGAUGAGUUUGAUCUGAUGAAGUCUGAAACACAGGGACAAUUGGAGGAAAUAGAACAAAACAAACAAGACAUUCGUGUGGAGAAGGAAAAGCUGGAUCAGAUCAAAGCUGAGUUCGAAAGACGGUCUGAAGACGUAAAUCAGGUCAUGGACGAGACAAGACGGGAGAGGGGGAAGGUUGAAGAACUGGCUAUCCAAACUCAACAACAAAGAGAAGAAAUGGUGGGUUUUAUGGAAAAGAACAAACAAAAGCAGAACGAACUGGAACUCAUGAAUGACAAGAUUGAAAGAGAGAAACAAGACAUUGAAGAAAGGCGGGAUGUGCUAACAAAGGAGAGAGAGGAGCUGGAACAAAUGAGGAGUGAGAUACAGCAACAGAGAGAGGAGACAGAAUCUCACAUGGAAGACCAAAGGAAAGAGAAAGAACAUUUGGAACAAAUGACGACGGACAUGAAAAAAACAGUUGCUAGAGGUGGACAAUGACAAGGAAAUGAUAGAAAGCUCAAUGGGUGAACUGAGAGUUAAAGAGGCAGAAAUGGUGAGAGAAAAAGACAACAUGGAUGACAAGAUGGCUAGGCUCAAAGAGGAAGAGGAUAGAAUGCGGGAAGAAAUAGGAAAGAAGAUGGACAUCUUAAAGCAGGAAAGUUGUGAAAUCAAAAGACUUAGAGAUGAAA
Molecule: messenger RNA, 1883 nt
Organism: Oncorhynchus keta (chum salmon)
Lineage: Eukaryota; Metazoa; Chordata; Actinopteri; Salmoniformes; Salmonidae
Product: trichohyalin-like
Exons: 3
Coding region: 46-1692 (548 amino acids)
Source: RefSeq, a predicted model, not a curated record